This is a messenger RNA of Cicer arietinum (chickpea), 1411 nucleotides long. The record is from RefSeq and is a predicted model, not a curated record. Lineage: Eukaryota; Viridiplantae; Streptophyta; Magnoliopsida; Fabales; Fabaceae.
UGCUUUCCUUUAAAAUUAAAAACGACGAGUCGUAUGGUGCUUUGAUGUGUGUCGUCUUCGAAUCUCAACCGCGGAAAUAAUAAAAUACACUUUGAAAAAUAAACAACAACCAUUAGACAAGUAGAAAGCAAACAAUAUUGAAUAAUACUAUGGCCACUGUGAUUGAUUCCCAUUUCUUAACCCUCACCGCCAUAGUCACGAUUGCAUAUCAGUUACUGUUUUUCGUAAUCACUGCACUCCUGAAAUUCGACAAGGUCACUGAUUUUGCCGGAAGUACAAAUUUCGUUAUAGUCGCUAUAUUGACUUUGGUGCUCAAAGGGUCAUGGCAUUUUCGACAGAUAAUCCUCACUCUCUUUGUUGUAUUAUGGGGUCUUCGUCUCGGCCUUUUUCUCUUACUAAGGAUUUUACAGUGGGGAGAGGAUCGCCGCUUUGAUGAAAUGCGCAAUAAUUUGGGUAAAUUGGCCGUGUUCUGGAUAUUUCAGGCUGUUUGGGUUUGGACCGUGAGUUUACCUGUUACAGUGGUUAAUGCAAGCGAUGGAAAUCCUAUUAUACAGGCUGCGGAUAUAAUAGGGUGGUUUAUGUGGGCUGUGGGUUUUAUUAUUGAAGGUUCAGCAGAUCAACAAAAAUUGCAUUUCAAAAAGUCCUCAGAAAAUAGAGGGAAGUGGUGCAAUGUUGGACUUUGGAAAUAUUCUCGCCAUCCUAACUAUUUUGGUGAGAUAUUGCUUUGGUGGGGAAUUUUUGUGGCAUCUACACCUAUACUUAAGAAUGCUGAAUGGCUGGUAAUCAUUGGACCAAUCUUUCUCACAUUGUUGCUUCUUUUCAUCAGUGGCCUUCCGCUGCUCGAGGAAUCAGCAGAUAAGAAGUUUGGCAAUGUGGAUGGAUAUAGGGUGUACAAACGAAGAACUAGCCCUUUAAUCCCAUUGCCACCAGCAGUUUAUGGAAACUUACCAGCGUGGUUUAAAUCAGCUUUUCUCUUUGAAUUUCCACUCUACAGUCGUAAUUUACCACAAGAAGAACUAAGCUGUGUCUCAGACCAUGCAGAUUGUGUUAAUUCUGGGAGUUAAUUUACCACAACCCACAUGAAUUCUGAGGAGAACCUUACAAAUACAAUUAUGCAGCAAGCUUCUUCUUCAGCACAUUAUCUGAACCAAACACAAUAAUAAGAAGAAAAGGAAAAGGAAAAUCUUAAUAACAAGUCAUCUUGCCUUUAUGCUUACUUGCUUAGUACUUUCCUACUCCCGCUACAUUUGUUUCUUUUGAUGUUCAAUUAAAAAUUUGGUUCAAAGCUUUGUAUAUAUGUCUAUAUUAUCAAAGUGUCCCACCACCACAAUAUGCAACUGCAGACGGAUCAUUUGUUAUUGUCUGCAAAUGCCAAAUGAUCUAUGCCAAAUGAUCUUGAAAUGCUUUAAAA